This is a messenger RNA of Helobdella robusta, 741 nucleotides long. RefSeq lists its product as hypothetical. Bases 1 to 741 code for a protein of 246 amino acids. The transcript has a single exon. The record is from RefSeq and is a predicted model, not a curated record. Lineage: Eukaryota; Metazoa; Annelida; Clitellata; Rhynchobdellida; Glossiphoniidae.
AUGCCGAAAUCUAAAUACAAAAUUUCUAAGACCAAACAACCUCUCAAAAGUAAAAGACAAAUUUCGGAGCCAGAAACAGACCAAGAAACAAUAGAAUUCGUGUGGUCCACGCAAGUUUCCAAUGCCUGGAACAGGAUGAAGUACCAGCUAGAACAUCCACUUGAAGGAAGAAUACCUCCUAUACCUGGCAUAAUAGACUGCAAAAAAGAUAUAUACAUAUCACAGCUGGUGCCAAUGUAUGCCGAUGUUUUAAACGAAAGAUGGAAUAGGAAACAGAUGGAGUUGUGGGCUCAGUAUGACGAAACAUCAUUAGAACACGUGGUGAGAAAUUUUUGGUCACCGCACUUUUUGCCGAGAAGAAUUGCUCUUCCGAAUAUUGUAACUUUUGAUAAAAGCGAUGAUUUAAUCAAAACAACAGACAAAAAAGGUAAGAAAACUCAAGAAAAACCUGAUGAGGUCAAACCAGAUAAGAGCAAACAACAAGAUAAAAAAAAGAAAAAGGUAGCCAAUGAAGAAAAAGCGGAGAAGAAUGAGCCUACUGUAGUUGCGGCCGAGAAAAGGAACAUCAAAGUACCAUGUAUGAAUAUCUUUCCACAGUUGAAUCUCACUCAGUCUCUGCUUUCUCUCAUUUCAGAACCCAAGGUUGAUAAACCCGUUAUUGAAACUUCUGAAUCAAAUAUUGAAAACAAGAAAAAUCUUAAAAAAGGAACAAAGGCGGUUAAAAAUAAGAAAAAUAAAUAA